AUGGAACGAAAAAUUAAGUCAUUCUUACUCAUUGAAAUUGCUGCGUUUAUCCUUUUAACUUGGAUAUGCCAUUUUAACAAUGAUAUGAGUAUCUUUAAUAAAUGUUUUAAUAAGAACAAUGUUGACAGAAAAAAACAUACAAGGUCUUACAGAUUAUUAGGAAAGCAUAAACAAGAAAGGCGUUCACCCAUUAUAUGGAUAAAAGAAGAAAUACCAAUUAAUGAAGUGAAUGAAAAAGAAGAUAUAUCUAAUAGUGAAAAAGGAAGCAGAAGGAAAAUCAAACAAUCAGAUGAAUGUUCAUUACAUAAUAUGGAAGAACAACAACAAUAUAAUAAACAUAAAUCUAUAUUUGAAACAAAAAGUCAUUUUUCUUAUCUUGAAAAAAAAAUAUUCAGAGAACUUGAUUAUAAAGAUCACCGUAAACAUAACAGAACAAUUAGUAAUAAGGUUUACAAAAAAUUAAUACGUAAAAAUUACAUAAUACGAUCAACGUUGUUGUUGUUAUUCAUCUUUUUAGUAUUAAUGGUACCUAUAGCAGAUAUAUCAUUAAGAUACUUGGUGGAUAAGGGGGGUUUAUUGAAAGCUUUAGGGUUGUUUCAUGCAAAUGCAGGUACGUUAGGAACUUUUGUUAGUACUGGAGGUUUGUUAAUGGAUGGUUAG
This is a messenger RNA of Plasmodium malariae, 660 nucleotides long. Its product is annotated as fam-l protein. The record is from RefSeq and is a predicted model, not a curated record. The transcript has 2 exons. Lineage: Eukaryota; Apicomplexa; Aconoidasida; Haemosporida; Plasmodiidae. Bases 1 to 660 code for a protein of 219 amino acids.